CAGGAGGAGACGCUUCACCUCGCCGUGCAGUACCUCGACCGCUUCCUCUCCCUCGUGCCCCUCCGCCGCUCCAAGCUGCAGCUGGUCGGCGUCACCUGCGCCUGGGUCGCCGCCAAGUACGAGGAGCGCCUCCCGCCCCCCCUCGACGACUUUGUGGAGGCUACCGCCGCCGCCUUCCAGCGAAGCGACCUCGUGCGCAUGGAGGGGCUCAUCCUCUCGACGCUUCGCUUCAACCUCUCCGCCGUCACGCCCGCCUCCUUCGUCCGCCGCUUCACCGCGCUCAUGCCGCCCUCGGUGCUCUGCCGCGACGAGUCGCUCCUGGCGAGGUAUGUGCUCGAGCUGGCGCUGCAGGACCAGCGCUGCCUCAAGUACCUGCCGUCCGCCCUCGGCGCGGCCGCCCUCUGCCUC
Molecule: messenger RNA, 408 nt
Organism: Emiliania huxleyi CCMP1516
Lineage: Eukaryota; Haptophyta; Isochrysidales; Noelaerhabdaceae
Exons: 2
Biological process (GO): regulation of cyclin-dependent protein serine/threonine kinase activity; mitotic cell cycle phase transition
Cellular component (GO): cytoplasm; nucleus; cyclin-dependent protein kinase holoenzyme complex
Molecular function (GO): cyclin-dependent protein serine/threonine kinase regulator activity
Source: RefSeq, a predicted model, not a curated record